Molecule: messenger RNA, 974 nt
Organism: Corticium candelabrum
Lineage: Eukaryota; Metazoa; Porifera; Homoscleromorpha; Homosclerophorida; Plakinidae
Exons: 1
Coding region: 80-523 (147 amino acids)
Source: RefSeq, a predicted model, not a curated record
CAGUCAUCAGGUAUCAUCAUUCUUACUGAGGUAUCGAACGACACCAAACACGACAACAGGGAAGGCCCCAGCGGAGCUGAUGUUGAAGCAAGAAUUGAGGACUAGACUAACUCUUUUACGACCUGAAACAGGGAACAACAUCCGAGAUCUGCGGACUGAUCAAUAUGAAGAUGCUGCCUUUCGAGCAAGAGACCUCGAACCAGAAUCAACUGUAAGUGUCUGGAACUCGAGACAAGACAGUAGAGGGAAGUGGUUAGGUGGUACCAUAGUUCAGAAACUGGGUCCCGCUGACUACUUGGUCAAUGUUGGAGGAAGUAAUAGAUAUGUACAUGUGGACCAACUAAGACCCAGAGAUGAGAGGAGUAUGCCACAAGUGGCAGAGACAGAAGAAACACCAAUUUCAGUGGCCCUGGAUCAAAAUACACAGCGAGAUAAAGCAGCAGUUGAAGAGAACACAACAGCUGAACCAGGUGAAUCAAGCCAGGAGAUACCAACGACAGCAACAGCACAGUUAUCACCCUGAGCAGAAAGAAGAUAUGCGGCGAGAUCCAACAGGAGACCUCCUGCUAGAUACCGACAAGACUAAGGAGGGAGGACUGUGGUGUAUUGUGUGUACUAAUUAGUUAGAGGCAGAGUUACGAUGACAUGUAUAAGAUAGCUGUAGGGCAAUUGCAUUAUUAGAGUCUGUGUUUCACGUUCAACAAUAGUUCUGUGUGUCUAUAGCAAUAGAUCGUCAGUCUUCUGUGUUGUAGAAUCAGUGUGUGCGUAUAAGUACAAAUACAGCGCAGUAUUCCAACAUAAUUGCUAUUUUAGACAUGUCAUCUCUUUACCCUGUGUUGUAGUGUUGUGCGUGCGUACCUCCUAGAUGGCCAUUAUAAUAGAUUGUACUGUUGUUUCUCUUAUAAUCACUUUCCAUGUUACCACAUCUGGCAAGGAGGAUGCAUGGUACGUACAUUGGCAGAUUGCUGCAUUCG